UUUCCUUUUUUUUUUCUGCCUAAUAUGCAGGAGUGCUGCCCAAGGGAAAGGACAGCCAAGAAUAUCUGAAAAUGGACUGUAGAAGAAUGUAACCAUGUAUUUUUCUUUUUCAUUGCAGUACUCUGUUUCUAAUUAUCAGCCAGCUGCUGAAGUGACUUCAUUCAAUAACUAUUUUGAUUUGAUCCUGUCGUCCACUCUAGUUGCAGACUGUGAGUUCUCAAACGCCGAUCAUCUAUGUAAUUCAAAAGCAAUAUCAAAUAUUAGCCAGGUCCAUUUUUUUUCCCCAGAAAGAGUACAUUUACAGAAAGAAUUUAAGAAUUUGGUUUCACUUUUUCCAAGGGGAACUUUGUUUGCAGUAAAAGACAAAAGAUUGUUAUAUGGUGCAACCUUUCUUCAUAACCAUGUUUGCUUACUUUUUAUUCAGCAUAUCAGUGCUGAUUAUUGUUAAAAGCAAACGCUUUGUCUUUCAGAUACACAAGAAACCUUGUGGACAGUGGAAAUGGAAAGUUCAACUUGAUGAUCUUGUGCUGGGGUGAAGGGCAUGGCAGCAGUAUCCAUGAUCACACUGAUUCACACUGCUUUAUGAAGAUACUCCAAGGAAAUCUAAAGGAAACCUUGUUUGAAUGGCCUGAGAAAAAAGGAAAUGGUGAAAUGGUUAAGAAAUCAGAACGAGUUCUGAGAGAAAAUCAAUGUGCCUAUAUUAACGACUCCAUUGGCUUGCACCGUGUGGAGAACAUAAGCCACACAGAGUCUGCUGUUAGCUUGCAUUUGUACAGCCCACCCUUUGACAGCUGUAACACCUUUGAUCAAAGGACUGGACACAAGCACAAAGUCAAAAUGACCUUCUAUAGCAAGUUUGGUGAAAGGACUCUAUGUGCAACAGCAGUGCCACAGGAGAACAACUGAGAAGCACCAGCAUGUGCUUAGCUUAAGACCUACUGAAUGUUUAACCAGGGACAGAAGACUUAUAUGGCUAAGACUGAUGGCCAGCUAUAUUUCUAUAAGUUGUUCAUAGAACUACAGUAGGGCAGCUUCCAGGCAACCUGUAGUUACCUUGAAUGAAUGCUGAUUAUGGGACACUACGCUAACUAGUGUCAUAAACUACUUCAGAGGUUAGAUGCCUUUUCUUAAGCUACUGGCAAGUCAGAAUUAAGUAACUUGUUUUCUGAUUCUAGCCUCCUUUUAAUUUCACUUUUGAUAUCAUACUGAGAAUAUCAAAUAUUGGGGAUUUAAGCAUUAUCUGACACUACUUAAUAGGCCUAUGUGUAUGUAUGCUCUCAAUGUAAUUAAUAAUAUAAACUUUUAAGCUUCUAGUCACUUGUACCUUGGGUAGUAUAAUGGAUACUACUAACAGCAGCUCUUUUUUAUUUUUUUUAUUAAGUCUUCUUGGUUUUAAUGCCAUAGGCCA
Messenger RNA from Nothoprocta perdicaria, 1408 nucleotides. It is a transcript of the gene CDO1, whose product is annotated as cysteine dioxygenase type 1. Bases 517 to 906 code for a protein of 129 amino acids. The transcript has 4 exons. Gene Ontology annotation, molecular function: cysteine dioxygenase activity; ferrous iron binding. Lineage: Eukaryota; Metazoa; Chordata; Aves; Tinamiformes; Tinamidae. The record is from RefSeq and is a predicted model, not a curated record. Gene Ontology annotation, biological process: L-cysteine catabolic process.